GUUAAUUUUGUUGAUUUUUAUAGGUUCGAGCUACUGUUUGAGCUACUAUGUAAACUCACGGCAAAUGGAAGCAGUAGCCAAAAUAAACGAGGGCGUUCGUUAAAUACACUUCUAUACGCCCUCGUAUAUUUUGUAUGUGGCAUCCCCCGGCCGUGAGUUUCCAUAUUCUAAAACGCCAGGAGACUUGCCUCACAGUUUUUUAAUUACCCCCCCAACCACCCUGCCUGUAAUCAUUAACCUCGUUCUCUCGUGUAUAUACUGCUUCCGCGAGAACGCCAUUCCCCGUCUUCAAUCUACAGCCAAUGCAAUCCGCGGCAGCCAACAAUCUUAAGUCUACAAUAUGCACCCCUCCCAGCCUCCACCUAUUUUGCAGCUCCCUUCUCCUUCUCCACCUCAUCUGCCCAGUUGCUCCCGCUCAGACCGCCGCCAAGAGAUAGCUUAUCAAGUGCCGCAUGCGCAGGCUUUGCCGGCGCCGGUGCCUGAGCUGGCGCUGCAGUAGCCGGGAGAGCAGGGAAUUCGUCUGCAGCUGGCGUGGCAGUUGUCUGGCCACGAGGCCCAGCCCCGCCACCACCACCACCACGAUGUCCACGGCCUCCUCGUCCACCGCGACCACCGCGUCCCCCGCGCUCGCCAAACUCCGGACUAGAAGCCGGCGCAUUGAUAUCCUGCCACAACCCACUGCGCUGUCCCCCAUCACCCCUCGCCCUCACCCCCCCAUGCGCACCGCGAGUAUACUGACUACUCGACCCCCUCGACCGCCCAUUCACAAUAUCCGCCUCCGUCUUCUCGCUAUCCCACUCUCUCCCACCCUGCGCCUUGAUCUUCCGCUCCCUGUUCUUCGCACGCUCCAUAUCCAUCUGCCUCACGCUACGACGCUCCUCCAUCCGCUUCGCCGCCGCCUGCUCCUCGCGCUUCAGGUACGCCGCCUCAUCCUGCUCCGCCCGCGCGUGCGCCUGGCUCUUCGCAGCGUUCUUGACUUGCAUGCUCGCCAUCAGCGCCGUAAGCUCGGCCUCCGUGCGCUUCUGCGGCUUCGCGGGGCCGGUGGCCGAGCGGUCGCCACGAACAGAGGUGACGCGGCUUGCGAGCGGUUGAGAGGGUGCGGCGGCGCCGCCAGCAGCGGCGACGGUGGCUGGGUCGAAGGCAGGUGUGGGUGCUGGGGGUGGCGUCGGAGCUGGAGGUGGGGGGCUGGCGAGAGCGUGUUGCUGAGCUGGUGCGCGGGGUGUUUGGGGCGCGCUUGCGCCGCGGCGAGUGCCGCCACCACGGCGGGCAUUGUUGCGAGGGCGGAAUUGCUGUGGUGGGGGUUGAGGGGUAGACUCUGCCUCCUGCUGGCUGGUGUGGGCGGCGAUGUUCUCAGCUGAGAGCACGGCAGGAGUAGGGAGGUACUGCGGGGCCUCGGGGGGGUAGAUUUCGUCGGAGAAAAGGUCGUCAGCCCCUCGGCUCUGGGCAAAGUCGUCCUCCAUGUCGACGGGGUAAGAUCUGCUCCGAUCGCCUCCACGAACGGACGUGUUGCGCUAGAAACACCGGCUGUUUGCACCUGAUGUAACUUGGUCUGGCGUGCGUACGUGUGUGCUGUGUGUGUAUGUGCGUGCUGGUUGUUGAUUGCUAGACAAUAACAAAAGCGUCUAUUGGACUAUUGGGUGGACUGGGUACGGAUACGA
Molecule: messenger RNA, 1658 nt
Organism: Pseudogymnoascus destructans
Lineage: Eukaryota; Fungi; Ascomycota; Leotiomycetes; Thelebolales; Thelebolaceae
Exons: 1
Coding region: 453-1358 (301 amino acids)
Source: RefSeq, a predicted model, not a curated record